UGAGGCUACGUACUGCCUGUGGGGGGAGGGGGAAUUCAGCAAAAAAAGAUGUAUCCUCUCCUGUAGCUCAGUCAAAGGAGUGUUUGAUUUGUUUUUAAAUGCGUUGUUGUGUACGGAAGUUUUGGUUAAAGUACUCCCCAGAUUUCAUACCAGGAGCGUGCACGAGCAAAAUGAAGGUCUGAAUCAAGUCUGCCCGAGAGGCACCAAAUCCUAUCGAACGAUUUGCCAGCCGAAGGAUUCCAUUCUACAAUGGCUACGUUUGACAGUCUAAUGAAACAGGGGGUUUUGAAGGAGUUUGUCCGUGUCUGGGUCCAAGAUCCACAGUUCCACAAAGAUGACUUCUGGCACACGCACAUCGACUACGAGAUCUGUUUACAUACCAAUAGCAUGUGUUUUAGGAAGAAGACGUCCUGUGUGCGUAGGCGGUACAGUGAGUUUGUUUGGCUCCGCCAGCGUCUGCAGGACAACGCUAUGCUCAUAGAGUUGCCCAAACUACCUCCCUGGAACCCGUUCUUCAGUCUGAACAACCCCACUCAGGUCAACCAGCGGAUGAAGGGGCUGCAGGAGUUUCUAGAGAUUGUCCUCCAGGACCCUCUGCUGCUGUCUGACAGUAGAGUGCACCUGUUCCUCCAAUCCCAGCUGAGCAUGACCAAGAUGGAGGCGUGUGUCUCGGGCCAGACACGCUACACAGUGGGCCAGGCCAUCCAAAUGUGUAGUGACUGUCACCGCACACGCUUCCCCAUAGAGAAGAGCAGCAAGGUGUACUGCGACUCGGACUGCGAAAGCACCACGUCAUCAGGUCUGGGCCACAGCCACGACUCAGGGGUCCCCCACAGCCCCAGCCCCCUACCCUGUGACCGCAGCACUUGUGAAGACUGUGACGGAAACCUAACCAUCAGGGAUGGAGGAUUUUUCAGCGGUCUGUCAGAGUCCUCGUGACCAGGAACACAUAGAGCCCUGACAUACACAUACACGCACAAAAGGGCUGUUUCUUGGACAAAUAUUCAGCCAAGUCCUGCACUAAAAAUCAUGCUAAAUGAUUGAAAGUGCUUUUCAGUCCAGGAAUAGGCAUAAUCUUUUUCCUGGAAGCCGCCCCAAAGACUCUGUUUGCUGCUGUUCGAGGUGCACCUCUCAAACCUCUGAAGAUGAGUAGAAAGGCCUUUUUUUUACGUGGUUCUCUGUUCGCAUUCUCUCUGCGUCCCCUAUCGGUCUUUUAAAAUGUCUGAGCUAUAUAUUUUCUUAAAGGAUAUAUGUUAUUAUAUUGAUGCACCCACUAUUGUGGACUGACAAGUGUUGCUAGUGUGGUGUCGAGAAAACGUUGCCGAGAUGCUGUGAGAACAAGAAUUCCGCUGACACUGUCCUUUGAUUAUAAAGGUU
Coregonus clupeaformis (lake whitefish) is the source of this 1377-nucleotide messenger RNA. RefSeq names its product sorting nexin-10A. The record is from RefSeq and is a predicted model, not a curated record. The transcript is spliced from 7 exons. Gene Ontology annotation, molecular function: phosphatidylinositol binding. Bases 250 to 939 code for a protein of 229 amino acids. NCBI's taxonomy places the organism in Eukaryota, Metazoa, Chordata, Actinopteri, Salmoniformes, Salmonidae. Gene Ontology annotation, biological process: intracellular protein transport.